Messenger RNA from Sodiomyces alkalinus F11, 1320 nucleotides. RefSeq lists its product as hypothetical. Lineage: Eukaryota; Fungi; Ascomycota; Sordariomycetes; Glomerellales; Plectosphaerellaceae. The coding region runs from base 135 to 1085 and encodes 316 amino acids. The transcript is spliced from 3 exons. The record is from RefSeq and is a predicted model, not a curated record.
CGCGCCGAGAACUUCAAUUCAAAUCUCGACAAAUACAAUACCGUUAACAGCAUCGUGCGGAACUUGCGCCUACUGACAAGCCCAAACUGAAAUUUUGCGUCCAAAGGGAUAAAAAAAAGGAAAAGAAAAAAAAAAUGACGGUGUGGCCAUGGCAAUGGGCACCGCUGGUUUGGACGGAACCUGCCCCAGGUUCUCCGGCGGCCUUUCGAGAGGACGAGUUCGUCUCGCUCUGGUACGAGAUGUACGCUUUGGUGUUCAAGCUCAACUUCUGGAGACGCGAGGACGUGGUGUUUCCGUCGGCAGACACGGGGAGGCACGCGAAUCUGGAUCGUCAACGUCUCCUCGUCGAGAUGGGGAUGAGCUCCGAAGCCGUCUCCCUCGUCGAGCGGCUACCCUAUCCCCGAAACAGGAGCUACCGACGCAUGUGCAUCUACUUCGAAGCCGACGCCAUGAACUACCUGGACGAGUCCGACAUUAAGGACUGUCGCGACCCGCUCGACAUGGCUCAAUUCUCUCCCCAGGCCAGCAGCAUAAACGGCCGCAGCUACCUGCUGCCACAGGAUAUCACCCUUGCUCUUCCUGAUGAGAGCCAUGGCAUUGCUUGGAUCCUGGACCUCAAGUAUAACGCCUUCCGAUUUAUCCGCGGUUGUCCGGCGGAAGUACCCGAGAGAGGCUUAGACGGUAUCCCGGCCGAUUUCCCUGUCGAGAGGCCUGAUAACCCGGAUCACUAUAGAAACUGGCCAACGUACCACGCGCCGACCGUCCUGAGAGGGUGGGUUCAGGUCCUCCUCAGUCUCGAGAUGGUCCCAGACUCCGUCAACGGGGCCUCCUGGAGCUUUUCGUCCGACAUCAAUGGUCAGGUGAUUGGCAAAGCCCUGCGAAAGUACGGCUGGCCGGCAGCGUUUCGCGAGGAAGAUUGGGCUCGGGACUCGGAGCAGAUUUACCGCGCUGCCUACGUCGUGGAGGAGCGUUACGAGAAGUCUUUUGAUUCACAUAAGUUCGGUCGGGAUAGAGACGAGGUCCUCGCUCGGUGGCGGGAGGACCCCGACCUCAUCCCAGACGUUACGCUGGAUCCGCCGGCAUAGCAUUGGGAGGGGGUAACCAAUCAAUAUGGUUCAUAUCGAAGCCAUGAAUUCAUUCUCUUUUAUAUAUAUAUUGGUUGUCUACCUAUAGAGUUCAAACAGACGGGUUGAUACCACAGUACAACUACUGCUCUAACGUUAUACCGCCUGCCCCAGGUAAUGCAAGCCUACGGGGCCGAGGUCGCCGUUGACAAGCUCGGUUCUUGGACGCCUCCGCCGGUCACAGCAGGGAGACUUU